GAAUACGUAUUUUGAUUAAAAAAAGAAAAAAAGAAGGGAAAGGAACUCGUGUCACGUCUAGAACAGUUGUAGUCUUCGAACGGUUCCGGUUUUUAGUCGGUGUUUAGUCGAUCUUCCGGAAAUGACCGCGAAAUGACGUUACCCUCGCGGCUCAUUCGGUGAACUCGCGAAUCGGAGAGUGUUCUUUUUCUGCUGGAUUAACAACAAGAUCGACAGUCGGUGUGCUACCAGAACAGAUCCUUCGUUGAUCGUUAUCGGGAAGAAACGACCACCAGCUGAUCGUUCGGAGCCAGAGUUAAUUGGAAGGAUUGGCUGUCGAAGACAUGGAGAGAACAGCUGUGUUUCUUCUGGUCAUCAUCGGCUUGACUACUCAAGGCUGCAACGGUGCCGGAUGCGGUUACCCUGGAGCUCCUGCACACAGUACCGUUCGGUUCACGGGAACAGGUGCCGAGGACGUUAUAGACGAGGAAGAUGCCCUUCUAAAGGACACGGUACUGCCUGUAGGUACAGUGGCUACGUAUUCUUGCGAACGAGGCUUCGAACUUCUUGGCCCUGCUCGGAGACAAUGCCAGGCUGAUGGCUCUUGGACACCGGAAGGGGUACCAUUUUGUGUUCUGAAUGUUGCUGGAGGUAAAGCCCCCAUGCAAUCGAGCAGCACUGAGGGUGGAAUUCCGCAACGUGCUGUCGAUGGAAGUAGUGGACAGAUUUACACCCCUCAAACUUGCACCCUUACAAGACCAGAGCACAGGCCAUGGUGGUACGUGAACUUGCUUGAACCCUACAUGGUGCAACUCGUACGACUCGACUUUGGUAAACCAUGUUGUGGUGACGGUAUACCAGGAACAAUUGUGGUUCGUGUCGGAAACAAUCGGCCAGACUUGGGAACGAAUCCAAUUUGCAAUCGUUACACUGGUCCCCUCGAAGAAGGACAACCUCUUUUCCUUCCCUGUAAUCCUCCUAUGCCUGGAGCUUUCGUUUCUGUACACUUGGAAGCAAACACACCAACACCCAUUCCAGUACAGCUUUCGUUGUGUGAAGCCUUCGUGUACACUGAUCAAGCUCUUCCUAUUGAGAGGUGUCCACAAUUCAGAGAUCAACCACCAGGUUCGACAGCAACAUAUAAUGGAAAGUGUUAUAUAUUUUAUAAUAGACAACCAAUGAUAUUCAGAGAGGCAUUAGCGUUCUGUCGUACACGAGGUGGUACAUUAGUGGAUGAAAGUAAUCCUGCCUUGCAAGGAUUUAUUUCAUGGGAACUGUGGAGGAGACAUAGGAGCGAUACUUCGAGCCAGUAUUGGAUGGGUGCAGUAAGGGAUCAGAAGGAUCGCACGGUUUGGAGAUGGACCGGAAGUGGCGAGGAGGUUUCCGUUUCUUUCUGGAAUCUGCCACAAGGCACCGAAGAAGACUGCGCUCGAUACGAUGGUAGCAGAGGCUGGCUCUGGUCCGAUACCCCUUGCACAGCUCGAUUAAAUUUCAUCUGUCAACACCAACCGCGGGCGUGUGGUCGACCAGAACAGCCGCCGAAUUCCACGAUGACUGUGACCACAACGACGGAUCGGAAUUCCGGAAGCGCGUACGAAGUCGGUGCGACGGUGGAUUACACCUGUAACGUCGGCAGUCUUCUUAUAGGCCCGUCCACUCGCACUUGCCUCGACACUGGCUUCUACAACGAGUUUCCGCCUGUGUGCAAAAGCAUCGAGUGCGGUUAUCCAGCGAACAUAAAACACGGAGGCUACACACUUAUCAACAAUACCGUUAGUUAUCUCAGUCAGGUGCUUUACUCCUGCGAUGAAGGAUACGAGAUGACUGGUCGUGCAAGACUGACCUGUGACAUCGAUGAACGUUGGAAUGGACCUCCACCACGUUGCGAGCCAAUUCUCUGCGAUCCUCCAACUCCGGUUCCCCACAGUUACAUCCAAAUCGACGAAAUUGAUGAAACCGAGACGAUUCCAUCAAAAACGAGUUUGAAUCGAAGUCUUCUCGUAGGUAGUAUCGUUACUUACACUUGCGAGAAGGGUUACAGACUUUCUGGUUUCCGACAAAUAUUAUGUUUGCCCAGUGGCUUGUAUGAUCACGUUGCACCUACUUGUACAGAAGAACCACGUACCACAGUGACCGCUCCUCCCCGAAUAUCCGCGCGACCAACGACCGCCAGAACACGACACACGUUCUUACCGCCUCGAGUUCGAACCACAAUUUCGACCACCACAACCACAACCACCACUGUGCCACCACGAAAAGUGGCCAGUACCGCUGAAUUACCCGCGACGGUUCGAGAAACCAUCGCGAGGAAACCAAAUGUUGGUGUUCAAAGGCCAGCACCUCCUCCAUCACCGCCACUGAACGACGACAGCAAUGAUCAUCCUCAGGAUAACGAGAUCUCAGGCAGUGGGGUAGACAAUGCUCAGGCUGGCAUCAGGACAGGUGUACCGGAACCAUCGGGACCUUUCAGGGUGGACAACGCUGAUCAGUCGAGUAACACUCAUCAAGCGAAAUUAAAUCUAGGCGCGGUGAUCGCCUUGGGUGUCUUCGGCGGUUUCGUAUUCCUAGCCGCUGUAAUCACCACAGUCGUAAUACUCAUACGCAGAAAUCGCGGUAGAAGCAGCAAGCAUUAUCGACACCGUGCAUCCCCUGACUGUAAUACCGUGGCUAGCUUUGGAAGCAGUUCCUCUGAGAGUCGAGGAGGUUUGAAUCGAUACUACCGUCAAGCUUGGGAAAAUCUGCAUGAGACGACCGGUCAUAAGAACAAUCAUCCUCCUCUUCGUCGCAAGGAGACCCUGGAUGAACCAGGAUACCGAGAAAAUUACCGUGGUAACAACACCGAGAGGGAUGGCUCGGAAUUAGUUGUGAGCGAUGUAGCCACGUACCCGACCAACAAGCACGCCAGCAUCUCCGACAAGAAACGCCAUCAUCAUCAUCAUCAUCAUCACCACGGUAACUCUACGCCCGAGUGGAGGCAGUCCCAGUCCCAUCACAGAUACUGAGCACUGGAUCUGUUAUCUAG
Messenger RNA from Eufriesea mexicana, 3001 nucleotides. RefSeq lists its product as uncharacterized. The transcript has 11 exons. The coding region runs from base 324 to 2981 and encodes 885 amino acids. The record is from RefSeq and is a predicted model, not a curated record. NCBI's taxonomy places the organism in Eukaryota, Metazoa, Arthropoda, Insecta, Hymenoptera, Apidae.